AUGUCGUCGGCUACUACUCCGAAUGACAAUUCAGGGGGAACACCAGCAUCAGCGAGCCCGAACCCCCCGGCGCACAAGCCAACAGAUGAUUCGUCAGAGCCUUUGUCCAAGAUCCAGACUGAGCUUGCCGUGCUGAUUGUGGGCCUUGAUACCGUCGAGACAGUUUCACUCGUCUCUGGUUCCAGCGAUGUUGACACUUCUAUUGAAAAAGAACUAAAGGGCUGCGACGAGGUCCUCUUCGCGUUGCGAAGAUUCCACCGUCAGCAUCACGCCAUCUGGCCACCACAGGCUGGCCCGGAAUUGACGAAUGAUGCUCUUAAGGAACUGGUAGAGAUACAGGAGAGACUUGAAGUGUAUUCAAAGGCUCUUAAUACGCAUAAUGUCAAUAUUAUCAGAUCAUCCCAAGAACACGUAGAGAGAACAAUGAAAGCCUUCAUCGAAGAAGUCCGCAGCGGCAAGCGCGAGCAAUCCGUCAUCUCCACCAAAGCCCUCUCCGCCGACGAAAAAGAAGGCUGGAAACAACUCCGCAAAGAGCUACAAGAUGCGGGUAUCAAUUCCGAGUGUUUCACGCAGAACUUCGACAUGAUCUACGCCGCGCUGAAGGAAUUCGAUGUCGGUGGAAAUCUUCCUCAACUCGAGGAUAUCCCGCCUGAUACGAUUCGCUCUUCCCAGGAUGGGUUGUUGUCUUACGGCCAUGUCCGUGAUUUGGCUACCAAUAUGGCGUCUGCGUGGAUGAAUCAGAUCUCGGGUUUUACUUAUACGUCUCCGCGGUGGAAUUCUAUCAGCAAGCAGUCUCGUCAGGCUCUCUCUGGAUUAAAAGUGCAGCCUACUCACGUCAGUCAUAUGGUUUCCAAGGCGAUGGGAAAUCGCGUUGAUUUGGUUUCAUGUGCGGAAGACGGGGACUUGACGUCUGUUUUGAAUCUGUUGAAGAGAGGGGCGAGUAUCAAUACGACAGCGGAGGGGGGCGAGACUGCCUUGUCACAGGCUGCUGCAAAUGGUCAUAAGGAAAUUGUUCUCCUGCUCUUUGCCAAGGGUGCUGAUCUGGAUCUUGUAAACCAGCAGGGUGAAACUGCAUUCAUACAGGCAGCGAAGAAUGGUCAUCAAGAAAUUGUCCAGAUUCUGCUCAGUCAUGCAGAAUCCGUGGCUAAUGGUCGAUUUGGUACGGAUGCACUCAAGAAGGCAGCCGAGAAUGGCCAUGCGGAGAUUGUUCGCAUGUUACUUGAGCGAGGGGUAGAUGCUGAUGUUCUUGAUUCCGACGACCAAUCUGACAAUACCCCUUUGUCUAGGGCUGCUAGUAAUGGUCAUGAGGCGGUGGUUAUAAUGUUGCUGAACCAUGGUGUACGGAUUAAUAUAGCCAAUUAUUGGGGCGAGACGGCGCUAUAUCAUGCCGUUGCUUUUGGAGAUAGGAGGGUCAUCCAUCAUCUGCUCAAGUUUGAAGUUGAUAUUGACCCUAGGGCUGAACAUCGAGCUCGGGAAAAUGGCAGGCUUUUUGGUUGGCUGAAGGCGGAGCAGGAGGCGAGAGAGAAAGGAUUGAUUGGGAACACCAGUCCCACGUCUCCCAAGUCCCCUCCUCGGCGAGGUCAUGAUCGUAUGAAAUCGGAGGCUGGUCGACUAUGGGACUCAGCCUGGGGACGACCUCCUGGAGGAUGGUCAGGGCGUGCGCGUGUGAGUGCAAGCGAUACUGUGAGUGAGAGUGCGAAAGCGAGUGAGCAGACUUCAAACUGA
Messenger RNA from Penicillium manginii, 1725 nucleotides. RefSeq names its product ankyrin repeat domain-containing protein. Lineage: Eukaryota; Fungi; Ascomycota; Eurotiomycetes; Eurotiales; Aspergillaceae. Bases 1 to 1725 code for a protein of 574 amino acids. Gene Ontology annotation, molecular function: protein binding. The transcript is spliced from 3 exons. The record is from RefSeq and is a predicted model, not a curated record.